This is a messenger RNA of Meriones unguiculatus (Mongolian gerbil), 2763 nucleotides long. It is a transcript of the gene Mc4r, whose product is annotated as melanocortin 4 receptor. NCBI's taxonomy places the organism in Eukaryota, Metazoa, Chordata, Mammalia, Rodentia, Muridae. Gene Ontology annotation, molecular function: melanocyte-stimulating hormone receptor activity. Gene Ontology annotation, biological process: G protein-coupled receptor signaling pathway. The coding region runs from base 500 to 1498 and encodes 332 amino acids. The record is from RefSeq and is a predicted model, not a curated record. The transcript has a single exon. Gene Ontology annotation, cellular component: membrane.
GAAGCAGAGGAGGAGCCAUUCAGAACAGUUCCCCCCCACACCCUCCGUAUAAGCGUGAGAAACCAGCAGCCCAGGCUGCUCUGGCUCACAGGGAUGCGCGGGAAGCUGAACUUUGGAGAGGCUGCCGUGUGAGUGUGGGCGCGCAGACGCGGCUCCCAGCGGUUCGGAGCCCCUCGGGAAAAGGACAAGACUCCGAGUGAAUAAGGGUAACGCAAAAGCGGCGGCGAGGAAAGCAAACCGGCGGACUGGAGAACUGAGAAUGAGCAUUCAGAAGUGCCAGCUUCUGAAGAGACGAUGAGCAGAGCCGAACCCAGAAGAGACCAACAACUCCUUUGCAAGCUCUGCUGCUUCUGACCCCUGCUCCCAGCAGGCGCCGACUGCAGCCUCCCAACCUCCAAACACACGCACACACACAGACCAGGAGGAAAUCGCCCGGGGCUUCCCUGAGCCGGGAGGUCGGAUCGGUUGAGGAGGACUCCAACCCAGCUGCUGCAGGAGGAUGAACACCACCCACCACCAUGGCACCUCUACCUCCCUCCACCUCUGGAACCGCAGCAGCUACGGGCUGCACGGCAACGCCAGCGAGUCCCCGGGGAAGGGGUAUUCGGACGGGGGAUGCUAUGAGCAACUUUUCGUCUCCCCCGAGGUGUUUGUGACUCUGGGUGUCAUAAGCCUGUUGGAGAACAUCCUCGUGAUCGUGGCCAUAGCCAAGAACAAGAAUCUCCACUCACCCAUGUACUUCUUCAUCUGCAGCCUGGCUGUGGCAGAUAUGUUGGUGAGCGUUUCGAACGGGUCGGAAACCAUCGUCAUCACCCUGCUGAACAGCACAGACACGGACGCGCAGAGCUUCACCGUGAAUAUUGAUAAUGUCAUUGACUCUGUGAUCUGUAGUUCCUUGCUUGCCUCUAUUUGCAGCCUGCUUUCCAUUGCGGUGGACAGGUACUUCACUAUCUUUUACGCGCUCCAGUACCAUAACAUCAUGACGGUUAAGCGGGUCGGGAUCAUCAUAAGUUGUAUCUGGGCGGCUUGCACUGUGUCGGGCAUUCUCUUCAUCAUUUACUCGGACAGCAGCGCUGUCAUCAUCUGCCUCAUCACCAUGUUCUUCACCAUGCUGGUUCUCAUGGCCUCUCUCUAUGUCCACAUGUUCCUGAUGGCGAGGCUUCACAUUAAGAGGAUUGCUGUCCUCCCGGGCACUGGCCCCAUCCGCCAGGGUGCCAACAUGAAGGGGGCAAUUACCUUGACCAUCCUGAUCGGGGUCUUUGUGGUCUGCUGGGCCCCGUUCUUCCUCCACUUACUGUUCUACAUCUCCUGUCCCCAGAAUCCAUACUGUGUGUGCUUCAUGUCUCAUUUUAACUUGUAUCUCAUACUCAUCAUGUGUAAUGCUGUCAUUGACCCUCUCAUUUAUGCUCUGCGGAGUCAAGAACUGAGGAAAACCUUCAAAGAGAUCAUCUGUUUCUACCCCCUAGGAGGCAGCUGUGACUUUUCCAGCAGGUAUUAAGCGUGCAAACUAGAAAUCUGCAGUCGUUCUCACCCUGACACAAACUGACCAGUGCACUUUGCAACAGCUGCCUUUUCUGUGUAGUGCUUUGAUUGAAAAUAUCUGCUGUGUAAAUUUAAGCUUAUGACUUUUGACAUGAAAAAAAAGUCUAAAUUUGUUAUUUUUGAUGUCAUGCUACUUUUUGUUUGUUUGUUUGUUUGCCAGUGCUUCUUUGUGUUCUAUAUUGUGGGCACUAUGCAUUUACAAAAAAUGAAACGCAAAGACACCCUUAUUAAAAGUUUGACAGUGUCUCUUUCCUGUUAUUUAUCAAGAUUCAACACUUGUUCUUUUUGUAGUAGCAGAAAUCGGAGCCUUAUUAAAUACGUUCUCGGCUGUUUUCAUGCAUUACCCCACCGCACUGCAGAAGCAUGGUUCCACUGCUUAUGGGGAAGUGCUCAAAAACCAGAUGCUUGAUCAUUAAAUAAGUCAGCCCUAUCAGUGAAAUUUCAAGCAACUGAAUAACAGAUUUCCUGCUAGCCUUUCUGUUCAAAUAUACUGAUGCGUCUCUUUAAAUAAAAGAAAGAAGCAGCUACCGAGGAAAAAGUGAGAUUUGAGUCAUAUGCAACUCUCCAGGAUGGAGAGACUCAUUGCCAAAGCCAACAGCCUCACAGUACAGAUAGGCAAUCAGUUGGGGGGAGGGGAAGUGCCCACUAUUAAAAUUAAAGUGUCCUGGCAAAUCUAAACUGUCUAUGCCAUGCUGAAGUUCCCUAUGCCAGAUGAUCCCCAACCAUAAGUGACCAAACAGAAUGAAUCUUUCCAGCCUAUUAACCAGGGAUUCAGUUCUUACAGAAACAUCCAGAAAGGCCACCUGAGAGGUGCAGCAUUUCAUAGAGUUGACAACAAAUUUCAUGUGGAGGGGACUUCCUGUUAACUUUCUGAUUAGGUUUUUGGGCUGGUGUAUCAGUGCUGAAGAUCAAACAUUUUAACUUCCCAAGCCAAAUCCACAUCACAAAACAUUUUGGGACAGUGUUUGUAAAUAUUUAAACUGUGGAACUCUGUGGUGUUGGCACAUUAUAAGACGAAAAGAAGACACAUAUGGGGUCCUGGAAGAUACAAUAAAAUACUCUGGUGUUCUUAGCCAUAUCUUAGGGAUGAAAAUACUUGUUUUUCUCCAAAAUAAUAUCAUAGGUAUGGCCACUGAGCAACUGAGUCUGUGCUUUCUAGCCUGUGUAUAUUUUAAAAUAAAAAGAAAUAAAAUGUAAGAUUAGAAAUAAACUUUCCUUUGA